AUGGAGGUGACGCAGGAGGAGUGGGACAUUCUUUCAUUUGGAGAAGUCCUGAUGCAGAGACACUCCCCUGGGGUCCCCCACGAGGAGACCGAGACCCGUGAGGCCGAGACCCGUGAGGCCGAGACCAAUGGGACCGAGACCCAUGAGACCGAGACCCAAACCCAUGAGACUGAGACCCAUGAAACUGAGACUCAUCAGACCGAGCAGACCUCGUCGUGUGAACCGCCACAGAACCAGGAACCAGCUCAGAGCUCUUUGACCAAACCAAAGAAGAAGAAGAAGAGAAAGCAGAGACCGGCCCAGGACCUGCAGAGUGGGCUUGAAUGA
Messenger RNA from Knipowitschia caucasica, 327 nucleotides. Lineage: Eukaryota; Metazoa; Chordata; Actinopteri; Gobiiformes; Gobiidae. The record is from the annotation of a GenBank genome assembly.